Molecule: messenger RNA, 3969 nt
Organism: Iphiclides podalirius (scarce swallowtail)
Lineage: Eukaryota; Metazoa; Arthropoda; Insecta; Lepidoptera; Papilionidae
Source: the annotation of a GenBank genome assembly
AUGAUUUCGCGGAGCGCGAGCAUUAUCUGCUUCCCCGGCCGCACACGGGGCGGGCGGAUGUCGGGCGGCGGGGCGGGGCUUAUGUCGUGCGUGCGAGAGGGCUCGCUCGAGCCGCCCUACCGGCCGCCGCACGAUUCCGGCCAUGGCGAGGGUCGCACGGGGCGGUUCCUGCGCGGUCUGCGGCGGAUGUUCCGGCGGCGGGGCAGCGGCGCCCGCACCGAGAGCUCCCCCGAUCCCAAGAGCAGUUCCACCAGCGAGCUGCUGGACGCGGAGCGCCACGCCAGGAGAAAGGAGGGCGCGUACGGCAGCGGCCUCUCGGUGUCCCAUGACUCCGUUUUCACGGGAGAAAGGUCUGGCGAUGAGUCGGGAGACGAACGCCCGGCCCUAGGUGUCGCGCAGGCGGCCGCAUCGCACAGGGCGGAGCUGGUCGCGGCGGUGAGGAGGCGCGGCCGUGGGGAAUGCAGCGAUGAUGAGGAGGACCUUGGCCUUCCGCGCAGCCCCCCCGCCUCCCCGCCCACCGACAAAGCUGACAAGAGGCAUCAUGCCGGCAUCUCCCAGUCGUCGUGCAGCGAUGGCUCGCUGCUCAGCGUUGGCUCCUCGGAGAUGGACGAGGACAGCAGCAGUGGUCACCACCACUCCCACGACCACUCCGCCAGGAGCGACCACUCCGACGUCUACAAUGUCUCGGAGCCGCCUUCGGGCGUCGCGCCAUUGUCGCACUCGGCCGCUCGCCACAAGAUGGCGGUGCGCCCGCGGAGGACGCACGGCGCUCCACGACGGAAGAAGACCAACCAGAUCGCCGCCUCAGCGCUGCCGAUAACUCCCGAAUUGAACGAAGAAAUGACACGAAGCACUACUCCUGACGUCACGCAUAAAACCUCAGAAGUUGUUACUGAAUCAUUCUCUUCAUCGACCACUACGAAGCACCAGAUUUACGCGAAGGAGCAACACCUGCAGCUCAACCGCGAACUGCAAAGAGUCCUGGAGCCACCGAGUGACACCAAGAUGAAGUCAUCCUCGCUCCCGCCGGGAUUAGCUUUGGGCCAAGUCGUCCAAUCGCCGGCCAAGCUCAGCAUCGCCGAGUCCAACACCCCACGCUCUUCCAUCAAGAGGAGCAAAUCCAGCACCCAAGACCAGCCUCUGAGGGAGAGCUCGCCGAAGAUACAAAGCGGCACCGCAGAAACUCAAAUCCACACGUACCACUCCGAAGAGCGAAUGGCCAAAUACCGCAUCGACAAGAAACACGCCGACGAAACUUGCCUCGAGAAGAAGUCCAAAUCGGAGAAGAAGAUAGAGAACGAAGACGUGAAGAAAACGAAAACGGACAAGCCGCAGUACAAAACUGUCGAAGUUGAAAGGAGCGACUGUCCCGACCAAGCUCAGGCGUACAGGCCGGUCCCAGCGGAGAGGACCCACAAAACAGCCGGCCAGAAGGCCUUCGCCAACCAACUCCACAAGCGAAUAGACAAGCAAGGCGCUUACGUGCAAGACAGCGCUUACAAAGAUGUCUACAGCGCUGCCAAAGUGCCCGGAAUGGAAUACAGCAUAACCGAUCUCAAAAUCGCCGAGGAGACCGACGUGAUGCUCAAUCUAGAAAUGAAGAGCAGGUACAGCAGACGCGAAGAGAUAGAGAGAGUGGAGAAGAGGCGCUCGACCUCCAAAGACGCGGUGGACAGCAAACGGGAGUCCUUCAAUCUGCACCUGGACAGAAACAAGAGACCGGCCUCAGUCCAGCGUUUGAUGGACCCUUUCCCCACGAAAGCGUUCAUCAGUAACGAAAUAAGUCAGCUACAGGGCGAGCAGGCCCCAGCGCUCGAAGCACCCAAUGAGGUUCCAAUCAGGGCGGUGCGCAAACCAACGCCAGAGUACGGUUUCCACAGCGGCAGCAUGCCCAAGAACCUCUACUUCAACCCGAGCGUGAUAGUCUCGCCCCCGAAGAUAAGCCAGUCGAGCGACAACGUGAAAGCGAGCCGCUCGGAGCAAGAGUACCGGGACAGGAAGGAGAGCCGGGAGAGUUUCCGCGCUUCGCACGCGGAAGGGACCCCGACGGGGACCCCGCCCUUCGGCCUGAGGUCCCUGGGCGACGAGUACGUGGAGGCUAGGGGCGGCAUAGGGAAAUCGCACAGCUUCCGCUACGCGUCGGAGAGCACCUCGAUCAGCUCCCAGGAGAACCAGAUGCCGAGCUUGCCAGCGAUUGUCGGCAUAUCGGAGCCGCUGUUAGAAAGCUGGGAGGUGAACUACAGGCGGAACGUGACCGAGAGAGACUACAGCAAACGCGUUUCCGCCCGAAACUACAACAUCCAAGCGAACCAGGAGGCGAACUACGACAGCCUUUUGAGCACCGACAGCAGCUACCUCGACAGCCUGAAGGUGGAGGAAGAUAGGAAACUCUUCACCAGCAUCCACGUCACGAUGGACGGGAAUAAGCGCGACAGCGACAUAUCCCAGAUCGAGGCCAAGAUCGACGACAUCAUCGGCUCUCCGAAGCCGAUAGUCGCGCCCAUAAUCAAGUCGAGCUCGUUGGACAGCGUCAAAGGCAGCCCGGGGAAGAACGCAGACGACAGGAGGAAGACCAUAUCCGUCGAGAGCGCUGCGAGCUCCAACAAACCAGCGCCAAAGGACAACAGACAGGAGGAAAACUUCGUGUCGGUCACUCACGUGAACAGAGAGCUCACGCCUGUAGCGGUGAAGAACAUCGAGGCUUCGAAGGUCAGCAAGAGUGAUGAGAGACUCCAAAAGUCGGGUGCAAGCAAAGCGCCCGGUGUGCCAGAGUUCCUCAACAUACAGCUGAACAAGGUCGACGCGAAACCCGCCACCAACGUGGUGCUGACCGCGAACGUCACCCCGAAAAGGGACAGUCCGCAACAGGAGAGGGAGAGCGAAAUCGAAAUACUACCAGUGACAGAAACCAAGAUAGCCAGCUUGCCAAUAGCUAAAGACAACACGAAAACCGCCGAGUGCGUCGAGAACAAUACGAUUGAAGAGAAGGUCGCCUCUUUCACGUCCAAAUCUGCGCAGGGCUGCCAAACCCCGCGCAGUCCCUCCACGCCGAGGGAGUUCUUCAAGAGGAAGUCCACCAGCGUGGAGCUCCAGGACCGGCCGGAGAAGCCGCGCACCAACUCGCUCAGCACCGAGGGCAGCACCGAGAAGAUCUACGACAACAUAUCGAUAGACCGCAAAUCGCACUCCAGCUACGGCAGCAAGAGCUCGAUACAGAGCAGCGACAGCACCGAGAACCGAACCUCGGACCGACAGGAGGAGGUGGUGUACAGGAAGAAGCCGACCAUCGGCAAAGAGAUCCGCGGCGACAGGAAGAGGGACGACGAGCCCGAGCUGAUGAAGGUCUUCGCGCGGCGCUCGCUCAAGAUCAAGGACACGGAGGCGGAUAGCCUGGCGAGGGAGAUAGCUGACGCUGAGAAGACCGACGGGUCGAAGAGCAAAGUGCUCAAAAACGAGUUCAACGCGUCGAUCAAAUCUAGGGACAGUGACAAAGAGAACGAGGUGAAGCCUGCAGACAACCUCGUCGUCGACAUAGCGGCCAGGGUCAGCCAGUACCAGCGCAGCGCCAGUGUGCACAGCGUGGCCAGCGCCAAGCGGGACAGCGCCCCCUGCAGGGGAGAGGUGAACAGAUACAAGAAGGAGGUCUCGGACUCCACUCCGGAGAAGAGACUGAGGAACCGCACCUUCCCCGACCCUUCGAACGACAGGGAGAUGGCGAAAGGAGACGCCAUGCCGGGGUACAGGGCGGACACGCUCACCAAGCGCCCCUGGCAGCGGAAGGAGGACUUCAGACUGGAGAAGGAGAAGGAGAAGCGGGAGGAGACGGACGCGGCGCGGGGGGAGGGAGAGAAGGGAGGGGCGGAGAAGGAGAGGAAGUCGGAGGGGGAGGCGGACGCCUCGCCCCAGUUCAAGGGGAUUCUGCAGAUGAGGGCGGAGUGGGAGCGGCGGGCGAAGCAGGGGAUGACCAAA